GGCAUUGUGAAAGCCCUACAAGAAAUCGCUUCAGUGCCUCCCCUGUGACAUGGAGCGACAGGCAUGAACACAGAGCACUCGGCUGGCAGCUCAGGCAAGGAUGGAGUUCUACAGGACUGCUUACUAUCCCACCUGCAGACUAUGGAUGGACUGGCCCCUGCUCUUCCUGUAUCUGGCAUGUUACCAAGGUGCAGUAAGAGCAUUUUCGGUCUCAGCUCUGUACUCACAUAUUACCUGCCCUGAAGGUCAAAAUGUCAACUUCACAUGCACUGUCAGUGGCCAAGUGGCUGAUAAGCACGAUGCCCUGUUUUCCUUCUGGUAUUUCAGUAAAGACAAAGACUCAAACUGCCCUGAGAGGAGGCACAUACGGAACACAACUGAGUGGGAUCACCACCACAAAGAGCACCCUUCACACCGCAUGCAUAACGGAGCUUUCCAAAUAAUGCUCACAAAUGUGUCUCAGCAGGAUAGCGGGGGUUACUGCUGCUAUUUGGUAGAAGCUAUCAAAAAGCAUCACACCAGGCAUACGUCUCACAGUUACAUAGAAUUUCAAGUGAAAGCUGAUGGCCCGAACCUUUAUACCUGUAUAUUUCACAAGCCUAUGAAAGACGACAACAGCAGCACAGCAGCAGCACUGGCUAUAGUUUCCUGUGUGAUUGGAGUGUUGUGUAUGCCUCUCAUACUAUUCCUCGUUUAUAAACAAAGGCGAGCAAUCAGCCACAGAAGAGCACAAGAAUUAGUCAGGAUGGACAGUGAAGCCCAAGGCAUUGAAAAUCCAGUCUUUGAUGAUCCUCCUCUAGCAAAUGUUGUGGAGCAGAGACCAAGGCUGGCAUUCAUGGCCAAUCGUCAGCAGUCAGAAUCUGACCGCCACCUCCUUUCUGAACCCAACACCCCUCUUUCUCCCCCAUGUGCAAAUGAAUGCUUCUUCCCAUCUCUAGAACCAGUUCCAGAUUCACCAGACCCAGAAAAUGUUUAGAGCUAUACUGCAAUAAAUCUGGAUAGAGACAAGUAAUAUGGGAUUUUACACAGAUUUUCUACGCUGCCAAAUCGGAACACAUGGGAAACGAGUGACUAACUGGAUGGCUGGGUCACAUGCAGGACAACUGUUUCUUUAAAAAUGUUACCGACGCUGGACCAAAAACAUUUUGUAGGGUGAAUGUUUUUUAUGUAUAUUAGGCAGCUGCAUAUGUGCUAGACAGAAUCAGUUUGUCACAGUUACAUAAAAUUGUCAAUU
Molecule: messenger RNA, 1234 nt
Organism: Xenopus laevis (African clawed frog)
Lineage: Eukaryota; Metazoa; Chordata; Amphibia; Anura; Pipidae
Gene: vsir.S
Product: V-set immunoregulatory receptor S homeolog
Exons: 7
Coding region: 101-976 (291 amino acids)
Source: RefSeq, a predicted model, not a curated record